Molecule: messenger RNA, 6606 nt
Organism: Contarinia nasturtii (swede midge)
Lineage: Eukaryota; Metazoa; Arthropoda; Insecta; Diptera; Cecidomyiidae
Gene: ana3
Exons: 20
Coding region: 127-6393 (2088 amino acids)
Biological process (GO): centriole replication; centriole-centriole cohesion; ciliary basal body organization
Cellular component (GO): centrosome; ciliary basal body; centriole
Source: RefSeq, a predicted model, not a curated record
GUGAAAUAAGUUAAAUAAUAAAAAAAAACAUGAUUAAACGUAAAUCAGUGGUUUUAAUCCGUUAAUUUCAAGUGAUAUCAAGCAAUAAUUUGAAAUAAAUACACCGUUUUAUUGGCAUAACGAAAAAUGAGUGUCGAUAUUUCUGCUGAAAUUAUACGAAAAUUAGAACACACACAUCCAGAGAUACGCACACGUGCAAUCAACAAUGUCCAAUCGAAAUUCCAAAGCUGUGGCAUCGAUUUGCAGGAUCUUACCGUGGACGUAAAUGAUUUAAUAAAACACCUUAUGCAUUGGUUUGAAUUUAAACCGGUCACCAAUGCCAACCAGAUAUUUGAAAUUCUAUUGCUACUACUGAAGAGUAAAUAUCAAUCGGAUGCUGUACGUAUUCUAAGUAGAUACAAUAAACGUGGUGACCUGCAAAGAAUCGGAAUCUUUGCGGAAGAUAGAAUCAGUAACGGCUAUUAUCAAGAAAUCAUUCGAAUUGUGAACGGUCACAAAGUGGAGUUUGAGCGGCCAGUUAAAGUCGAUGUUCAGUAUGAAGCGCCUCGCAUUCCGGAUGUCUUGAAUUUUCAGGAUAUCAAUGCAAAUAGCUACAAUACUGAUGGAUUACAAUACGAGACAGCUUGGGAAGAAGCUGGUCAAAAGGAAUUACAAGAGCUUUCACAGCUGAAAUCUUCAUUAUGCGCCAAAAAUAAUCACAUUGAACUGGAACAUGCGCUGCAGUAUUUUCAACAUCGUGUCAAUGAUUUCCCCGGUGAAUUCUUUCUUCAAUCUCCAUUUGUGUUCAUGAGUCUAUUGCAAUUGAUCGAGUGUGAAAAACCGAAUUUUGAUUAUACAACAGCAUUGACAUGUUGCUUGAAAUUAACACGGAGUUUGGCCCGGCGUGUUACAAUGCGGCGAGUGUCAAGUAUGCAUGUCGCUUUGAAAGAGCAUCUAACAAGGAAACAAAUUACAAUUGGAUCAUAUUGUUACAAGACAUUUGAGGCAGUGAUGAGCUUAUUACAAAAUACUUAUACCGAUUCGAAUUUGGCUUGUGUGAACGAAUGCUUUUUAAUUUUGAUUGAGGUUGUUGAGUUAGUUUGUAAACGGGCUGGUGUUUAUUCGAUCGACAUAGAUGCAGAAUAUCAUGUCAGUGAAAUGAUUGCUAAACUAGCUGACUUUUUGCGAUUCAUACGGGAAAUGACAUCGAACUAUCGUCUAAAUGGUCACAAAACAAAUCGCAAUAAUUCAAUUUCGAUUCUAUUUUUGCUCUGCAAUUUAUUGGUGUUUAAAGAAAGUCGAAAUUGCUCUGAAACUGAAUCAACUGAGAGCGUUACAACAACACCAAUGCACAAUGAAUCGAGAAUCGACUUGGAUAUUAGUCAAAAAAUGAGACGCAUAUCAAUUCGCGAAGCUCGAUCACUUUUGAAUCAUCUACAUGAAGACUCACUAUCAAAUACAGCCUCCGAAUCGACAUUGGGCAACUUUGUUACAGCAGUGGAAACCAUAGAUGACAGUCUUUGUAAAAUGGAAUUAGAAUUAGCACUGUUGGAUUUUCCACUAAAACAUUACUAUCCACAAGUCAAUGACUUAAUUGUCUAUGCCUUGAAGAUCGAUACAUUUCCAGACAAGAGUCCCAUCAAAUUAUUACUAAAUUUGACAGAAAUGCUAGAGCCAGUGGUCACUUUACUCAGAGACCCACACACAUGCAAACACGAGAAAAUUUUAUCGUAUGGGUUAAAAUCAAUGGACGUUUUAACAUUGGUCGAAAGCGAAGAUCUCACUCGCCUCCUUUUCAAUGCUAUUACCAGCUUGACGCCGCAAUAUAAUGCAAAUGAAAAACUUCGAGAGGAUGCCGAAACACUUUUUCUCCACAUGUUAUCCUACGGUAGCGUUGAAAUGAAGCGAUUGGUAUAUAAGCUGUCAUCAGAGAAAAUAUCGUUUUUCUUCGGAUGCUUAAUGGAUGGCAAGAAAAGUGUUCCACGAUCGUAUGCAUCAACCACUCACCGAAGUUGUUUGUUUGACAUUCCGAUGACGUCUGAAAUUUUGGCCGAAAUUGUGUGCAGUGGCCUUUACAACGACGAUUCAAAGAUUGCUUCUUAUGCUGAGAUUAUAAUAACUUUAAUUAUUCGAACGAAAAAGCUAUUACCCAAAAAUUGGAAGGACAUUCAAAAUUAUCUGACACCAGUGUUGCCAUUGCUAUUAUGUCAUGGAAAGCAAACGACCACGUUUGGCCAACCAAUUCUUUCGCUCGUUCAUCCGGAUAGCGAGCUACCAACGGUUAUACUGAUCAAAAGUAACAUUGCUUUAUUGUUCUCACGUGAUUCACACACCCAGGCAGAGGCUCUUGAUCGACUGAUUUACUUGACACAAAAUCUACCUAACGCUGAAAUCUACAUGCCAAAUUUGGAUUCAAUUCGCGAUGUCAUUCCGAACAAUGUGUGCAUCGUUGAACCGCUUCGAUAUUCAAAUAACGAAGAUUUAUCCGACAUAUAUGAGAUUCGUCUCAUUGACAAUUUGUUGGCAGUAUUGCAGGAUCCACACACUGAACCAUCGAUUCGACAUUCAACUCUUACACAACUGAAUAUUGUCAUUGAAGAUCCGAUCGCUCUGAAUCAUUUCCAUGAAAUUCACGGUCAUUCAAUUAUUUUGACGGCACUUGAUCGAUCACUACUUGAAAAUUCAACAGAUAAUUAUCCACAUAAUGCAAUUCACAUAAUUGGCAUUUUAUCGAAAAUGUGCAUUCGCAUUCCAUCGUUUCGCCGACAAAUCGAAGAUGAUAUUCAAACAUACAUGCUCAUUUUGCGAUCGUUAUUCCUUUUUCCAACUGAGGAUAAAUUUAGGCGUGAAUGUGCGAUUUUAUUGUUUUCACUCGCAUUUAGCGGCUAUAUUGUUGGUGGUAAUAAAGAAUUCAUAUUACCACCGGUUUGUAAAAAAUUGUUGCUACCAAUCGCAUGUGAAUUUAGCUGGAAAACAACAUUGGAACAUAAUAAUCUUCUCGAAUUAAUUUUGGCAUGUGAAAAUUCAAAUCAUCCAUCCGAUACAAAUUCAAAUCAUACAGAUUUCAGCAAUGAACCAUUAUCGCCACGUGAAUCAAUCAUGAAAAUGCCACAAAUAUGGCGAUACAUUCGAUUAACAUUCAAUGCAUUAUGGUUUGGUUCACUUGAUCAACUAAUUGAUUAUCAAAAAUGUGUAAAGGGAAGCAAAAAUACCGAACUCGAUUAUAAAAUCCAUAAAGAAUCGUUAUCAUUCAAUCGACAAUUGUGCGCAACAUCGACCGAUUUGGAAAUCGUUGAGGGAAUAUCGCAGAAAAAUUGUUUGAAUUACUGGUUAUUGCAAUUGAAAAAUGCCACAACUUGGACACCAGUCACCGUAAGCUGUGCUGCCAUUGAGAAUUUCUCAAAUGUGGACGCCAUUGGACAUCGAAAACACUGGGAUUGUAAACGAUUCUUACAUAGUAUAACACGAUUUUGUACCAUCAUGCCGAAUAAUGCACAAGAUGACAUCGUGUUCAUGAGAAUGUGUCGUCUAUUGUCCAAUCUUGUUGAACGUGAUUUCAUCGAUGUACACAUAUGGAUACUGGAGAAUUUCAAUCAAAAGCAAUGCAUCCACUUGGAUCUCAUCAACAAUUCAAAGGCAUCAACAUCGGUAUUUUUGUGCAACAUUCGGUUUAUUGAAAGUAUCUUAACAAAAACGAUUAAAAUAGAAUCGAAAAAAAUCAUCCAUCAAUUGAUUUAUCGUUCAUCCGACAUGGAACCAUCAGCACAUAAAGUCAAAGGCAACAAUGCCAAAAUGAAACAUAUCAGUAAUUUGUACGAUGACAUUUUUGAUAUUGCCUUAAAACGGAUGGAUGGACUUUUAAGCGAAAAGAAAUUAGAUGAAUUAAAGUGUUUAGUAUCACUUAUUCGGCUUCUGGUCGCCAGUGGAAAAGUGUCAAACAUCAAUUAUACCGCACAAUUUGUCACUAACAAAUUGUUGAAGUUGAUACUGACCAUGUCGUUAAAUUCAUAUGUAGGAGCGAAUUUCAAUAAAGAUUGCCUUCUGGCAAUUAUGAUGAUGAUGACCGGACAGCAUGAGUUUCGAAUUGAGAAAAAAUACAUUAAAUAUCUAUCAACGCUAUGUGGUCACGUUGACUUUCAAAUUCGAACCUAUUCAUGGAGUAUUUUAUUGAAAAUAGCCGACACAUUGGAGGGAGCAAAAGAUUUAGUACAAGAAAUGAAUAGUUUACCGGGUGGCCUAUACGCAUGCUGUUUGAAUACAUUAUUUGAUGAAACCGAAUAUGCAAUUGUACGAGAAAAUGCUGCAAUUGUCUUUGCCACUCUAAUUGGACAUCGAAAUUAUAAAAACGAACUCGAUGAAACACUAUAUCCACAAAAUACCAUCGGAAUGGGAUGUGAAUGGAUCGGUCACCUACUAAAUUGCCAUAAGCUAACUGAAAAAAUUAUAGCAUCCAUAAAAUAUUUGCAUGUGGACGAUAUAAUUGCUGCCGAGCAGUAUACAAACACCGGGAAAAUUGUGUCGUGCAAUUUAAUGCGUUCCUAUUGUUUAAUAUUAACACAUAUUCUACCUCUGAAGGGUGCUGGAGACCCAAAUCCUAUUUACGUUGCAAUGCAUGAAAUCAGCAAAUCGAUACCAAAAAUUCGAGAAUCAGUAAAUAAGUCGUCGAUUUUACUACUGAUGGAGAUAAGUGAAUUGAUUUUACAGUGUUUUGUUCACAAAAGGUCGCUUGUCGAACUUAUCGUUCGAGAAUUCCAUGUUAUCCAGUGUCUCAUUUCAUUUCUAAAUGUGGAUUUAUUAGAAUCAAUUCCAAAGUCAAUAAAACAUAUCUGUUGGCCAAGAAUACUGAAAGUUAUUCGACGAGUGGCUCUGUCUUCAGUUGGUUUUGCAACCAUUUGCGAGAUCUUCAAUCAAGACGCUGAGUUAAUGGCUGGUACAGUAACACUCUUCAUCUACGGAUUAUCUGAUAAAGAUAUGAAUAUGCCAAUCAUGCGGUUUAUAACCGAUUUGAUGAUCAUAAGCCAGGCAACCAAUUACAGUUUCAUGACAUUCGCCGAUCAUCUUAAUGAAAUGACACUACCGCCAAGUGUUAAAAAUUCGUCAAAAAAAUUCAUUUUCCAUACAGACAUCAUAUCACAAUCGGUUGUAAAUUGGUUGGAAAUGCCCGAUUCCGAUCCAUCAUCGGAUGGAGUGUGUGCGGCUGAAAUUAUCUUCAGGCAACUUGUCAAUUUCUUUGAAAAGUUCAACGAUAAUUCACAAAUCAAGCCGUCGCCAAGUGCAAAUAAGGAGAAGUGUUACGAAUUAUGUUGUAAGACAUUGGAAACGUUAUUAAAAUGCUCUGAAAAAUCAAGAUUAAUUGCAACACAAGAAAGAUUCAUGUUAUCCAUUGUUGAUCAAAUGGAAAAUAUCUAUGUGUGCAUCGGUGGUAGUUUUACGGACUAUACUCGCAAAAGUGGAAAUGCCAAGGCUGAAAAAUAUAUUGAAAAACUAAAACAUCUGCUGCACCUCAUUCUAUGUUGGUACUGUGAUGAUUGUUUGCAAGAUGUGGAAUGCAUUCAACCGAUUAUAGGAUCUUGUCAGAAAUUUUGGCCAAGCAUUGGCAUAAAGACUGAACUUCAAACUGUAUUUUUGAAAAUGCUACUUUAUCUCAGCAACAAUUCAUUGCCAGUGUGUAAAACGCUUAGCACUUCUCCGCCGUUCUCAGUUGGUUCGUCCGUCUUUUUACAUUCCAUUAUCGAAUAUUGCGUAGCUGAAACUGGCAAACCAAAAACCGAACAAACAAAAAUGGAAACAUUUCAAUUGGCAAUGCAAAUUGUGACCAAUUGCUGUUGUUGCAUCGAGGGCCGUGUACUUAUAACGAAGUCACGUAUGUUAUUCACGGUGAGUCGACUUCAUCCACAAGUUACUCGAAACCAAAAGCCAUGGCCGCAUAUCACAAAUCUAUGGCUUAAAUUAUUCGAAGUUUUUACUCGUCACGCCGAUGCCAGCAAGGAAGCUCAUUUAGAUCUAUUGUGCAAUCUGGCUGAAUCUUCAUACACGAAAAAUCGUCGUUUGGCCUUGGAAAUUCUUCGAAAUAUGUCAUUCAAUCCAGAGAAUCGUGCUGCAUUACUUUCGUCCGAUAAAUUUCAUCGUGUCAUGUACACCGUUCUUGAUAAGAAUGAAAUUGGCGACGAGCAACUGCUGAUUUUGGUUGCAAUCUGGAAAUUAGUUGCAAAAAAUGCCAAAGGCAAGAAUAUUAUAAAAAAUAGUUUGAUAUCGACAAAGCUGCGGGCUGUUAGAGAAAACGUUGUACGAUACAUGACCGAUAGAAGACUUACUCCGAAAUUAUGCGACGAUAACGACAUCAACUCAACCAAUGAAACAAUUGAAGAUUUAAAAGUGGCCAUUGAUCAUGUUAUAAAUAUUUUAAACAUUUAAAACAAAACUAAUUACAUUCGCCAAAGUACAAAGAAUAUAAGCUUGACGACUGUGAUUAAGAAUGUCUGAUUCCCGUGCGCAUUAAUCCAAUCACAUUUUUUUCUAUUUUCAUAAAAUGCACAAUUUAAAUAAGACAAAUAUGUUAAGUAUAUCAACCAUUAUACCUGAUUAUCAUUAGUGGGAGUAGCAUAGCUAAAAUAAAUGAAUCGUUUU